Messenger RNA from Sander lucioperca (pikeperch), 3459 nucleotides. It is a transcript of the gene dnajc3b, whose product is annotated as DnaJ (Hsp40) homolog, subfamily C, member 3b. Gene Ontology annotation, cellular component: endoplasmic reticulum. The transcript has 12 exons. Gene Ontology annotation, molecular function: protein-folding chaperone binding; misfolded protein binding. Lineage: Eukaryota; Metazoa; Chordata; Actinopteri; Perciformes; Percidae. Gene Ontology annotation, biological process: protein folding in endoplasmic reticulum. Bases 406 to 1908 code for a protein of 500 amino acids. The record is from RefSeq and is a predicted model, not a curated record.
GUAGGGCGAAAAGGGAGGGGACAGAAAGGUUUCGUGUACAAACUGUACAGGCUGUCAGCUGUUCACUAUCAUCAUGUUACAUCAAGGUGUUUUGAAUUCAACUUAAACUAACUGAGUCCCUGUCAAUGUGUGUGGGGGGGGAGAGAAUGUCUUAAAUCUUUAACAUUUCAGGGGGAACCUUUUAGCUACGUACCUCAUUUCUACACGGAAUACUGUCACACCGGGACCGUAAAUACCUAAAUACACCGUCGUAGCUGUUCCUGCGGUCUGACAGAGGGGAAACGAUGAAGGUUUGAUAAGGAAUAACACCGUUUCAAUGAAACAAACCGGUAUUUUCACUCGACGUGAAAGCAGAGCUUUCCAUAGUUUGCUGGUUCCGGUGUGGAAGUGUGAAUAAUUUUAGUGAUGGAGUCGUGUCGGCGGAGAGGACUCAGCGAGGUCCUGUGUUCCCUGUCACUGCUGUGUGUCAUCCUGGACAUCCAGCUGGACGGUGUCUUAGGGGCAACUCAUGUCGAGAUCGAGCACCACUUGGAGAUGGGCCGCAAACUUUUGGCUGCUGGUCAGCUGGCCGAAGCCUUGUCCCACUACCACUCUGCAGUGGAGGGCGACUCUAAGAAUUACCUGACCUACUAUAAGCGAGCUGCAGUGUUCCUGGCUAUGGGAAAAUCCAAAUCUGCCCUGCCAGACCUAACCAAAUCCAUCCAGCUCAAGCCUGACUUCCUGGCUGCGCGGUUGCAGAGAGGGAACAUCCUGUUAAAGCAGGGCAACACACAGGAGGCCAGGGAGGACUUUGAAGCAGUGUUGCAACGCUCCCCAGACCACGAAGAAGCCCAGGACCAGCUGAUGAGAGCAAACGAGCUGGAGGAGCUGCAGGAGGAGGCCCAUGCUGCGUACCACCAAGGGGACUAUAGUGCUACCAUCAGCCUGCAUGAGAGAAUCAUUGAGAUCUCUCCGUGGGAUCCUGAGUCGCGGGAGCUUCGUGCAGAAUGUUACAUCCGAAUGGGGGAUCCACAGAAAGCCAUCCAGGAUCUGACGCCGACCACAAGGCUACGCAACGACAACCGCGCUGCCUUCCUGAAGCUCAGCAUGCUGCACUACAGCCUCGGAGAUCACCACGAGUCACUCAAUCACAUCCGAGAGUGUCUGAAGCUGGACCAGGAUGACAAAGAGUGUUUCAGCCACUACAAGCAGGUGAAAAAGCUCAGCAAGCAGCUGGAUGCGGCAGAAGAGCUCAUUCAGCAGGACAGGUAUCAGGAAGCCAUUGAUAAGUAUGAAUCAGUGAUGAAGACGGAGCCUAAUGUCCCAUACUACACCAACCUCGCCAAAGAGAGGAUCUGCUUCUGUCUUGUCAAGAUCAACUUGGCUCAGGAGGCUAUAGACGUGUGUUCAGAGGCACACCAAAGAGACCCCCGCAACGCCAACGUCCUCCGAGACCGAGCUGAGGCUUACAUCCUCAACCAGGAGUACGAAAAAGCCGUGGAGGACUACCUAGAGGCGAGAGAGUUUGACAGCGAAGGCGAACGCAUCGACCUCAAAGAAGGGCUGGAACGAGCACAGAAACUGCUCAAAAUCUCUCGUAAGAGGGACUACUACAAGAUCCUCGGUGUCAGCAGAAAUGCAAACAAGCAGGAGAUCAUCAAGGCGUACAGGAAGCUGGCGCAGCAGUGGCACCCCGACAACUUCCAGUCCGAGGCUGAGAAGAAAGAAGCGGAAAAGAAGUUUAUCGACAUCGCGUCUGCUAAAGAGGUUCUCACUGACCCAGAAAUGAGGCAGAAGUUUGACGCCGGUGAGGAUCCCCUCGACCCGGAAAACCAGCAAGGUGGAGGUGGAGGUGGACAGGGCUGGCCUUAUCACUUCAACCCAUUUGAGUCUGGCGGCAGCUUCCACUUCAAGUUCCACCACAAUUAGAGAGGAGGACUUGACGAACACAAAGGGGAGGGGGUGGGGGACAUUUGGGAAGAACAACGGCGUAUUUACGGAGAAGUCUUCCUCAGAACUUGUGCUUCAGCUUGGACACAGUUUUGUCAGUUACUUGAAUCUUUUGAUUUUGAAUGCAGCGGAGGAUUGAGCUGUACGGUGAAAAAAGACCUGGACUUCUGACCACUGAAUCUGAGGAUCUAACUGCUGUUGAAUUAACUUUUUGCUGUGGUUGAAGAAAAUGAAGUCUUGUCAACACUUGAGAUCCUUAGAAAUGGAAAGGUGGUGGUUGAAAGCAGUCACUGUGGGUGUCCGCUCUUAUUUCUCCUAUUUCUUUGUGCCAUUCUUUGAACCUUUUUAUCAAGGGACUCUUUUUUAAUGCAGUAGCUGCUUGGACAUUACAUAGGACUGUCAGUGUGUUGAUUUCUCUUCGCAGUAUUCUUUAAAGGAAUUCCACGUUUACUGAGCUCAGUCUAUAUUUUUGACCAUGUCAAACCUUUUCUCUACUAGAGAACCAAGAUUUGUAUCCAUCACAACAUCAAGAGGCAUUUUGUUGAGCUUCUACAUUAAUGGUAAGUAGGUGAGACUUCAGCACUAUUAAAGGAAACUUGAGGGUGUUAAAGUUUUGAAAUCCUAUGGAUCUUAAAUCAAUGCCGCUCUGUGAUUAUUUUUGAUUUUAUUUUAAAUUACUGUUUGUUUUCACCAGCUGUCUAAUUGAAAUAAUGUGUGAAUUCUGUAUUGGACUGGAAAUAGUGUAUCUUCAACAGGCUACAUAUCCAGCUCCACACAUUAUGGAUGUAUCUUGGUUACAAAAAACGUGGCAAAUGAUGACUGAGUCCAGAGUAUUUUGGUCUUUCCCUUUUCACUCAUUUCAAAGCACAUUUUUGAAACCUUACACUUUUACCCUUUAUUUUAAAAACCACUCCACAUCUUCUCCACUCCUAAAAUGUUACUGCAGGCUUUCAAAAAACCGUUCAAAGUCUCUUUACAAACCUAGUGCGUCUUUAAUGGUUAUCUGAGAGCCUCAUUUAUAAAAAGGUCUAACAGAUAAGUGUCCAUUUUAAAAGUUACAGUGAGCUGGAUCAGUACAUUAGUUACAGGUCUGCGACGUAUUGUAUUGUAUGUGUAAUUCAUACACAGUGUAUUUGGUUGAUUUGUCUAACAUGAUGCACUGAGGCACAAUUUGAAAACUUAACCUUUAAGUUGCAGAUGAAAUCAAAGUGCAACUUUGUAAACGAGGCUCCAGUUUUACAGCCAGGAAAGACACACAACCGUUUAACCAUGAACUAAGAUGACAUUCUUUUUGACAGUUAUUUUGUCCAUAAUAGCUUAAAGAUAGUGACUGUAACAGCUUUAAAUCCUGUCCACUGCUCGACUGUGUCAACUAAAUAUGAUCAGCUAUUUUUAUUUAAAUUAACUGACUGGGACAGUUUUGUUUUGGGGUUUUCUUUUUAGGGUUUUCUGCGGUUAGUGGCAUCAAUUUUACUGUUGCCAAAUUGAAUCAGGUGACAUGCUGAAGUGUAUUAAAAUAUGGAAACAAUC